This is a messenger RNA of Spodoptera exigua (beet armyworm), 3189 nucleotides long. The record is from the annotation of a GenBank genome assembly. Lineage: Eukaryota; Metazoa; Arthropoda; Insecta; Lepidoptera; Noctuidae.
CCCGUAACGUGCAAAGUUCGUCCACAUUUGAUUCAUAGAAUCCCGGACAGCUAUGUCUGUCUCGGUGAUGGGUCCAUCCAAUUUAUCGCUCUUUACAAUAUACCCGCCAUCGUCUCCGUGACACGCCCCCAGCCUAUCGAUAUUGUAGCAUUUUUUAAGAUAAUUCAAGUUUCCAUCAUAGGCAAAUUCGUAGAAAAAGACGGGCGCAUUGUGUUUAGAAAUUAAUUUAGCAGACACGUAAAUACCAGCGAUAAAGUCGACAUCGGAAAAGAAAUCUAUUGCGUAUUCAUCUUCGUCUUGGUAAAUUUUCUCCGCCUCCAGAUAAUUCUUCUUUAGUUUCAAUUCCGUGUCUAUUUUUUCCGAGACAUCAAGCUCAAACGGUAAAUAAUCCACGAAAACUUUCUCCUCUACGAAUUUGUCCAAAGUUGGUUUGUUGUGCGAAAUCAUUAGCAGCCCUUCUCGAGAACAAAAUCCCGACAUGUAUGGUACUUUAUGAAAUUCACCUCUAGCUAACAAUUCAUAGGGCGGCGUACUUAAAAACGGUUCCCAAUCGCCAGGCUUCUCUACUGUAGGUACGAAACCAAAAUGAAGACCUCCUCGUGCUUUUUCCGUUGACAAAACAAGCAUAGACGCCAUGAUCAAUUCAUUUGUAGGCAUGUCUUUUAAAUAUUUCAAAAGUUGAUCGUCGUCGGUAAUUACUUUACCUUGCAGAGUCGGUAUCUUGUAAGCAAGUUCUUUUAUGUUUAUCUUAUGAGCCCAGUGCAAUAACGAAGACCCCGACUGAGCAAUUGCUUUAUGAAAUAAACCUUUGGACAAAGGUGACAAUAACAGUAGUUCGACACUCGAAGCGCCUGCACUAAUACCAAAAUAGUAACACUUUUAGGAUCUCCACCAAAGUUUGAAAUAUUUUUCUGCACCCAUUUUAGUGCUUCAACUUGGUCUCUCAACCCCAUGUUACCAGGAGCCUCUUUUCGGUCCAGCGAUAGGAAACCGAGUAUCCCUAGACGGUAGUUGAUACUAACAAUGACAACUUCAUUUUGAAUUAGGUAAUCAGGCCCGUGCGCUGUAUCGUCGGUUCCAUUGCCGUAUAGAAAGCCGCCGCCAUGAAGGAAGACCAUGACAGGGUAUUUUUUAUCGCCGUCAGCGAAACAUUUGGGCGUAUAGACAUUUAAGUACAAGCAAUCUUCAUGACCCUUAACCCCUAUCUCUUUGUCGAACUGUGCGCAUGUGUUACAGUCUUUGGACCCAUCUCUUAUGCCUUCCCAGGAAUCCGGUGGUUGUGGUACCUUUGAAAAACAACAACUACUUUUAACUUACACUAUAUAUACACAUUACGAUAAACUGCAAUUAAUAUGCUAAUUAACUUUAAUGAACAUUGCGUCAUGUGUUAUCUGAUAAUGAGUAGAAAGAUUUAAGUAGAGAAUGAAAAGAGUCAAUUGGUUUGUUUUUCUGAGCUUAACUUUGCUCAUUUACUGUUAAUUAAACGACAAGGAACCUUCGCUUAGCGGGUGUUAGAACAUGACGUUGGCGAGCUAGAAAAUAAAUAAAUAAUAAAAUGGCGUCCAGAGUCAAGACGAAACAAGGUGUCUUAGUUGGGGCACGAAGAAAAACUCAAAACGACUUCGAAUACGAUGAUUUUCUCAACAUCCCUUACGCUAGACCACCCGUUGGGGAACUGCGAUUUAAGAAUCCUCAACCACCAGAACCAUGGCUUGGAGAACGAAAUGCUACCUUUUACAACGAAGACAAUCUUUGCAUACAGUACGACAUAUUUAAACAAAAACAUCGUGGAAGUGAGGAUUGUCUCUACGUUAAUGUCUCCACGCCGAAAGUGCCUGCAGCAGGACUUUUAGCAUUACUCCCUGUAAUGGUUUUCAUACAUGGUGGAGGUUUUGUGUUUGGAAAUGGACUUGCGAAAUUCGAAAAUGGGCCUGAUUACUUGAUUGAGCACAAUGUUGUUGUCGUUACUAUGAACUACAGACUCAAUGCCUUCGGAUUCCUGUCCCUUGAUGUACCUGAGGCCUCCGGAAAUAUGGGACUUAAAGAUCAAGUCAUGGCCUUAAAAUGGGUACAAGAAAAUAUUGAAAAUUUUGGAGGAAACAAGAAUGACGUCACUGUUUUUGGCAUCAGUGCCGGUGCAGCCUCCGUAGAAUUUCUCAUGAUUUCUCCUUUGAGUAGAGGUCUAUUCCAUAAAGCUAUCUUGCAAUCUGGAUCAACUCUGAAUCCCUGGGCAUUGGACAGUCCAGACAAUAUAAAAGAUCACACUUUAAAACUGGCGCAAGAGCUGCACUAUCAAGGGCCUUUAGAUGAUUAUCGAGCUAUACAUGACUAUUUGAUGAAUGUUCCUGCCGAGCAUAUAAAAUUAGCAAGUGCCAAAGCCACUAAUCCUUCACAAGUAAAGGGAGUUUACUUUGGAUUUGGACCAACAAUUGAAAAAGAUUUUGGAACUGGUGAAGCAUUUUUAACCGAAGCUCCAUAUGAAUUAUUGCAAUCUGGAAGAUUCGCUAAAGUACCUGUAAUGAGAGGAUUUACUGACUCUGAAGGGUUUAUAGAAGCUGGUACUAAGCCACAGGAUAUUAAAGAAGUUACUACAUUAAGGAACUAUGUAGAUUUUUGGAGAUAUCCAUUAAAUGCUAGUGAUGUUACUUAUUAUAAUGAAAAAUUGCGUCAAGUUUACGAUAGUUACACUGGGGACGACAUCGAACGACCAGCUAUUGACUUCUUCGGAGAUUUUGAGUUCGUUAGUGGUGUGAUUGCAAGUUCGAAAUUGAUGGUUAAGCACGGUGUCCCACUCUACUUAUACGAAUUCACUUACGAUGGCAGCCUCAAUUUACUUAAAGCUUUGAACGGAGUAAAUAAAACUGGUGCAGCACAUGGGGAUGACACAGCUUAUACCAUACAAAUCGAGCCUGUCCCAAUGUUAACACAGGAUGAUGUUAUUGUUAGAGAUAGAAUUUCCAAGAUGUGGACGAAUUUCGCUAAAGCUGCGAAUCCCACUCCGACCACAAGUCCUCUGCUACCACUACUCUGGCCACCAUACAGCAGCAGCGAACAGUUCUACAUGGUGAUAGACAAGGAAAUGUCUAUCAGAGCCAAAUACGCUGACGAAAAGAUGCAGAUAUUUGAAGAGAUUCUGAACAAAUACCAUCGAUAGAUGAAUAAAACUGGGAUUAAAUUGCAAAAUGUAUC